GCUCUCUCUCUCUCUGUUGUGGGUUAGAAAUGAAACCGGUGACGUCACACAGACCCAGCUUAUAAGCGUGUAUAAGGCCCGUAGUCGUGACGGAGCAGAUCCACAGUGUCAGCAGGUUGCUGUAAUGGACAGUGUAGAGCUCUGGGUGAGAGUCUGGACCCUGGGCUGUGUCCUCUCUCUGAGUCUGGCGGUCAGCUGUAACUGGAGGACUCAGUAUGAAUAUAAUGGGAAAUGCUGUGAUGCCUGUCCUGCAGGUACAUAUUCCAAAGAACUAUGUGGAUCUGAGUGUUUGAACUGCACAGCUGGCAUCUCCCGGUGCAGCUGUGGUGACAAGCACUUUUGUGAGAAUAACGAAUGUUCUGUUUGUGUGGCCAGAAAACAGUGCAGCCCUGGACAAGUCAUCAAUAGAACAGGUCUUCGUGAAUUCAUGUAUAUCUGUAUAGACUGCCCUGAGAACAUGUACAGCAAUGAAGAGCGCAACACCUGUGAACCCAUCGCAGACUGCAAGCAGUUUGGUUUGGGUGUGCUUUUCCCUGGAAACAGGACGCACAAUGCACGCUGUGGUUGGCAAGAUCCUUCACCACCCAGGGACUCUAAUCAGUGGAAUCAAAAUGUCAUAGUGGUGUGUUUAGCCGUUAACGGUGUGAUCUGUCUGGCACUUCUAGUUAAUGACUGUGUUCAGAGGUUUCAGAACAGGAGAAGAAAGAGCAAACGCCGCCCAACCACACGCUGGCUAGUCAAGCCCUCUGAUGAAUGCGGCUGCAAACUCUCCAAAGAGGAAAUGGGCAAUGAGUGUGACCAAGACAGUGACGUCUCAGGUGAUUCCAGCUCAAAGUAUGAAGUCUGACUGAUUUUACCUGGAAGCUUCAGAAGAUCUGGUUUCAGCCUUAAUUCCAGCAGCAGCAGGACUCUUUAUCUCAGGUGCCGAUUCUGGAGAACGUCUUUUCACACUUUUUAGAAACAGACGCUUAGUUUGCAGGACUUUCAGAGCUGUGUGGUAACUUGUAGACCCAGAUGUCCACAAGUCGUUCUUUCUCUGACCAUAAGCUUCAGAUGGAUCCAAUUCAAGAUUGUCUUACUUACCUACAAGACUUUAAAGGUCUCAUUCCAUUAUUUUUAAUUCAUUUUAAAAUGUCUUGUUGUGGUCUCUGAUAGUGCUGGGAGAUUUUCAUCAAUUUAAAUUCAUUCGAAUUACAGUUUUAAUGCGUUUUUCAUAAUCACGAUUUUACAUAUCGUGUGCAGCACUGUUCUAGCACUUUUCACACAAAUACCCGGUGUAAUAAAGCAUAUAUUUAGCUAAAAAUAAAUCCUACCGCUUCUAAAAAAAAAAAAAAAAAACUGCAGCAUCAUCGUGAGGAUCCGUGAUUUAAAUUUUUUAAUUUUCUAAAAAUUUCUAAUUUUGGACCAUUUAUUUGUCGUCUAUAGAAAAAAAUCAAAACUUAUUUUAUUAGGCCAUAAUAGCUCAGCACUAGUCUCUAGUAUGAAUGAAUGCCACGUGAGCCGGUGUUUCUCUAUAAUCCUGCUUUAGUUCACUGGAUUAGUGAGUAGUCUCUAAAGAAAGACAGGAUUUCGACUCUUGCUCAUUAGGGGUGUACCAUAUUGUAUCGUACGUAUCCUGAAUAUAUGGAGAUAUUUGGAGUGCAUUACUAGUAUCAUGACAUUCUGGAUUACUGACUUCUGUUACAAAUCUGAUAAAAUAAUUAUUUUUUAAAUAUCUCAGUUAGCCAUAUCAUAUUGCAUGCAAAAAUAAAAUUCUAAAUAUUUUUUCUAAUUUAUUGUUUUGCCAUAUCGCCUAAAGUAUCGUUAUCGCGAAAAUACCAUGAAAUAUCGUGAUAUUAUUUUAGAGCCAUAUCGCCCAUCCUUAUUGUUCAUAAAUAUUCAUACAUGCAAAUAUAUCGCCUCUGAUUGGCUAAAAGUACUGGAACACUUCUGAGAACGCCUACCUGUCCUCUCCCCACAGUCAAUUUUACAGCUCAAACUCAAAAAGAACAAAAUGUUUUCAGAGAUACAGCCUUAGAUACAAAGAUACAGCACUGAGUGCUAGGUAGAGUUAACCCUUAAACUUCAAGUUAAUGCUUAACGCCAGACUAGUAUAUAUUUAAGGUCUCGGUAAAAUGCAGAAUCAACCAGAGAUCCCAUUUAAACCAAUAGAUACUUACACGAUAAGAGCUGUGAGCCCUUUAGCUGAUAAGAGACAGUGUCGGUGAGCUUCAGCCCAGCUUCAGCUCUGCCUGUGGGCGGUCCCGAGCUGAGGUGGGCGGGGCCAUGAAUACUAAUUCACGGGUUGAUGUAGACACGGUGCUUUUCCUGAUCGACUCGUUUUUCUGAGUAUUUUCUUUUCUUAGCUACUGCAGACAAUGGAGGUUGAGAGAGUUUCAUGUGCAGCAUCAUAAACAACUCAGAAAGACCUACUGUUUUUCACAUAAAAACAAGAAAAAGUGGAUUUUAGCGAAAGAAGACCUUUAAAUUAUCCGUCCAACCUCCUUCUUCCCUACAAACCGUCUCAAUCUCUUAGGUCUUCUGCUUCUAGGCUUCUUAAAGUCCCAUCUUCUAAAAAAUCUCUGUAGCUUUGGUGAUCCAGCGUUUUCCAGAUUCUCUCCCGAUUGGAGUCAAACAAUCUACCUCUCUUUCCAUCCUUAAAUCUAAUCUCAAAAUUCACUUAUUUUCUCUCGCCUAUGACCUUUACUCUGUUUAUAUUAUUACUAUCAGGUAAAUGUGUCUGCUAAUUGUUGAAACUUUACGUCCUGUGUGUUCAAUGUUUCUAUCUUAUAUCUGCUAAUGAUUGUAAGCGUCUUUAGGUUGUAGAAAGGCGCAAUAUAAGAAUAUUAUUAUUAUUAAACAGGGGUUGGUCAAUGAAACUGAAACUGUCAUUUUAGUGUGGGAUUUUAGGUUUCAUGGCUAAAUUGGAGCAGCCUGGUGUUCAAUCUUCAUUAAUUACACAUUAUUGCACCAGUAAGAGCAUAAAUAGUGCAAAAGUUCAAUUAGCAGGGUAAGAGCACAGUUCUGCUCUAAAUAUUGCAAUGCACACAACAUUAUGGGAGACAUACCAGAGUUCAAAAGAGGACAAAUUGUUGGUGCACGUCUUGCUGGAGCAUCUGUGACCAAGACAGCAAGUCUUUGUGAUGCAUCAAGAACCACGGUAUCCAGGGUAAUGUCAGCAUACCACCAAGAAGGACCAACCACAUCCAACAGGAUUAACUGUGGACGCUGUAAGAGGAAGCUGUCUAAAAGGGAUGUUCGGGUGCUAACCCGGAUUGUAUCCAAAAAACAUAAAACCACGGCUGAUCAAAUCACGCAGAAUUCAAUGUGCACCUCAACUCUCCUGUUUCCACCAGAACUGUCCGUCACCACAAUCAAUUAUUGUGCUCUAAAACCAGGUGUUUCUGUUUCAUUGU
Astyanax mexicanus (Mexican tetra) is the source of this 3395-nucleotide messenger RNA. It is a transcript of the gene tnfrsf18, whose product is annotated as tumor necrosis factor receptor superfamily, member 18. Gene Ontology annotation, biological process: negative regulation of apoptotic process; positive regulation of cell adhesion. Gene Ontology annotation, cellular component: plasma membrane; external side of plasma membrane. Bases 125 to 847 code for a protein of 240 amino acids. Lineage: Eukaryota; Metazoa; Chordata; Actinopteri; Characiformes; Acestrorhamphidae. Gene Ontology annotation, molecular function: tumor necrosis factor receptor activity. The transcript is spliced from 8 exons. The record is from RefSeq and is a predicted model, not a curated record.